Molecule: messenger RNA, 3802 nt
Organism: Corticium candelabrum
Lineage: Eukaryota; Metazoa; Porifera; Homoscleromorpha; Homosclerophorida; Plakinidae
Product: histone-lysine N-methyltransferase SETDB1-like
Exons: 28
Coding region: 163-3771 (1202 amino acids)
Biological process (GO): heterochromatin organization; negative regulation of gene expression
Cellular component (GO): nucleus
Molecular function (GO): histone H3K9 methyltransferase activity; DNA binding; protein binding
Source: RefSeq, a predicted model, not a curated record
UUCGGAAGAUGAGUGGCCAAUGGCAAAGCAAGAUAAAGAGAUGCUAAUGAAAAGUGUUGCCACCCAAUUAGACUCACUGAAUGUGUGCAGGAGAUGUGAAACGUUUUGUAAGCAGCUGCAAGGAUCUUGUGACGUCAUUGAGCGUAAGUGUGAAUCCUAAUUAUGUUAAUGGUCAUUAAUAUUAAUGGUAUGAAACGUUUGUACAAUAAAUGCGAUUUAUUAUUAAGUGCGGUCGGAAUUGGAUGGAAUGGUUGCACUGGUGAGCAGCGAGAAAAUUUGUCAGCAGUAACAUCAAUGUGUGAGGAGAUCUUCUCACUAGAGAAACAAUUUGGUAUUAUAAACAAUACAGAAAUGCCACAAGCAGGAGAGCUGAAUGCCAAACGUCCGCGUCUUCUUCAAGAUCCAAGUGUCUCAUCCACAGAGAGAAACAGCAUUUCUCCCUAUAUGUUAACCUCUACUGAUGAGUACGAAGUUUCAAACGACAUUAUUGUGAUUAGUGAGUCUAGUGAAAUGGAAGAAGGAGAUGGCAAGGAGGAGUACGAAGAGAACACGGUGGAGACAAGAGAUCACAUGACUCAGACUGUUGAAGUGAUGAAGCGGGAUGAUAAAAGUGAGGGCACAGAAUGGAUGGGAGAAGGUCGGAAUGAAGACAGAAAUGUGAAAGAAUGGAAGAGAAACAGAAGAUCACUUCCUAGUUGUGCUGGACAGCGUGUUGUAGCUCGGAAAUCAUCAGAGACGUGGUGGGCUAAAGGUACUUUUAUGAAGAUUGCCACGAACAAAGCUGGACAGAUCGUCUAUCAUAUUCACUUUGACAAAGGAGACAAAGGACAAAUAAACCCUCGCUUUAUUGCAGCAUUGAGUCAUCCUGAAGACGGAGACCUACACGUAGGAAGCCGAGUUGUUGGAAUUUAUGCUAAAUGGAACAAACUGUAUGGAGGCAUUGUGGCUGAAGUUGCAUGCGAAAGAAACAGAAGCAGACAUCUGGUGUUUUAUGACGAUGGUUUUGCACAAUACAUGACAAACAGAGAACUACACGAAGUUAUCAUGCCAAGUGAAGAGGUGUGGAAAGAUGUUGCUGACCAUUCAAGGGAAUUUAUAAAGGAAUAUCUAGAGGCAUAUCCAAUGAGGCCAUUAAUGGAGGUAAAGGUAGGAGAUACAGUGAACACUGAGUGGAGGAGAACAUGGUCUCUUGCCACUGUGGAGAGCGUGGACUGCAGUUUAGUGAAAAUGAAGUUUAACAGCGCGAGAGAAGAGUGGAUUUAUCGUGGUUCUCCCAGACUAGAGCCGGUCUAUCGUUUCCUGGAAAGUAUUGAUGACGAGAGAGAAGCUUGGAUCACACAGAAAGGAAAGAAUAACGUUCCGACGGUCAAGGAUUUGUUGUCUGCACAUGAAUAUCCAUGGCAAGUUGGUGGGCACUUGAUUACGUGUCCCAACGUGACUGGCUAUGAUAAUGAUAAUCAUGAUGAUCAUGAUGAUGAUAUCACAAUUGUCUGUGUGAAAGACGCAACGGGAAGAACGCAGCACAUGACAGUGAGAUCUGAAGAAAAACAAGAAGUUGUUCACAAUGACUCGUCUCUGCAUGCAUCCAUAACUGCAAGGCAUCAGCAGGAAUCACAAUCACGAGCACUUGCACGCAAGUCAACAACUAGAGACACAGCAAAUCCUCCUUUGUGUGUAGAUGAUGGUAUGGCAGAUGGUAGCAAUAAUAGUGAGACAGGAGGUAACAAGAAGGAUCAAUGUAAAGACGACGUGAUGGAGGGACAGUGGGAGGCACCGUGGUUGAAAUUUCCCUUAAGACAAGUUCGUUUGGACGAUGAGACAGGCAUUUAUCCUUCCCCAGAGAAACAAAGAGUUAGACAGACCGGAAAAUGUGUGAAGGAUGUUGCAUCAUGUUUGUUGAAGAAGCUGGGAAACGAGGCGAGCAAAAGACGAGACGACAAGGCAAAUUACAGCAGCAAUAGUAAGAACAGUGAUGGAAGAUUACGGACUGAAAAGAUUAGAAACACGUGGAGUUCACUAGCAAGAUAUCAGGCUGCACAGUAUGUUGAGCAUGAAUGUUCAGUCAUGUGUCGUCCCUUAAGAGAUUUGCCAGCAUCAGCUCAACGUCUCUGUAAUCCACUCUCUAUUCCUUUGAUGUUGGGUUGGAAGCGUGAAAUUGUACGUCGUCUCCAUCCACACAAGACAGACGUAUUUUACAGAACUCCAGCCCCAUGCAAUAGACGAUUGCGUUGUAUGGGCGAAGUGGCAGAUUAUUUAUAUCAAACUGCAGUUGAAAACUUGAAUAUUGAUCAGUUUACGUUUGAUACGUCAGUGUCAUUGUCUACUAACUCGGCAGUCCCUGGUGAAGAACCUUACGUUUAUAUUGAUGACUUAUCAGAGAAAGAAGAGAAACCAAUAUCAUGUAUCAAUGAAAUCAACAACGAGCAGCCUCCUUCUGUAAAAUAUGUCUCCAAUUGUAUUUAUCAUGGAGUGAACGUUAAUCUUGAUUCUACAUUCCUCGUUUGCUGCGACUGCACAGAUGAUUGCCAAGAUAAGGAAAGUUGUGCCUGCUUUCAGUUAACCCGUGAAGCUGGUGAAGCUGUGGGCAUUGACUGUGAUGCUGUGGAUGUGGGAUAUACGUUUAGACGCAUACAAAAUGCUCAUAGAACUGCAAUUUACGAAUGUAACAGUCGUUGUAAGUGCAGUUCUCAUUGUGCCAAUCGAGUCGUACAGCACGGAAUACAAGUUCGUUUGCAAGUGUUCAAAACCUCCCAGAAAGGAUGGGGAGUUCGGCUUCUUGAUGAUGUACAGAAGGGCACUUUCAUUUGCUGUUAUGCUGGUCAACUGUUAACAGAGGAAGAUGCAAACAAAGAGGGACGAAGACAUGGAGAUGAAUACAUAGCUGAGUUGGAUCAUAUUGAAGUAGUUGAGAAGAUGAAGGAGGGUUAUGAGUCUGAUGUUUCUGACCUCUCAUCAACACCGUUAUCUUCUGUAUCUGAGCAAGCAGAGAGUGAGGAAGAGGGCGCUACAGUUGCAGCUGAAACUUUGUCUGAAAGCUGCAACAUACAAGGAGAUGAUGAAAACAUGUUAGUUCUUGGUCAGUUUGCUGCUCCUAUGUGGUGUCGUUUUGGACUCGUCAUCAAUAACAAUGAUGUGGAAAAGGCAGCCAAAUGGCUGAAGGAACGGAAAUUUGAUUUACAAGGCGAGUCACUGGCAGUUUCUAAGGCUGCAGCCAGUCCUCCAGUUGAAACUGUUGCUAAAGAUAACAGCAGAGCAACAACAGGAAUAUGGAGUAUGAUCAGCAAAUAUGAAAGCUUAACUUCAGUCUCAACUGCCAACAGUGCCGAGACAUCAGUGUCAUUAUCUCAUAAAGAGUUGUCUGGUAACUGUGUUGGUGGCUAUCGAGUCACAGUGAAAGCUACUAGUGGUCGUAGUCGUAGCGCAAGUGUAGAGCGUGUAAAUGAGCAGGAGAACACAGAGAAUUCUACAAGACUGACUUGCAGUGGAACACGCAGUCUGUAUGGUGACUUGGGUUGUUAUGCGGUUGAUACAAAGUCAACAGGAAACGUCGGCCGAUAUCUCAAUCAUAGCUGCUCUCCCAAUCUCUUUGUUCAGAAUGUCUUUGUGGAUACUCAUGACCUUCGCUUUCCGUGGGUAGCUUUCUUUUCCAAACAUACCAUCAAAGCAAUGACCGAAUUGACAUGGGACUACAAUUAUGAAGUCGGCAGUGUACCAGGCAGAGAACUGAAAUGCUACUGUGGAGCAAAGGAGUGCAGAGGAAGACUGUUGUAACACUGCAUCUCAAAUAGUCACGUGAUCAUAG